Penicillium paradoxum is the source of this 1809-nucleotide messenger RNA. It is a transcript of the gene atg15, whose product is annotated as triglyceride lipase ATG15. The transcript has 2 exons. Lineage: Eukaryota; Fungi; Ascomycota; Eurotiomycetes; Eurotiales; Aspergillaceae. Gene Ontology annotation, biological process: neutral lipid catabolic process; macroautophagy; piecemeal microautophagy of the nucleus. Bases 1 to 1809 code for a protein of 602 amino acids. The record is from RefSeq and is a predicted model, not a curated record. Gene Ontology annotation, molecular function: glycerophospholipase activity.
AUGUCUCGAAAACGCUCAUGGCUCGGACUCAGCGUCCACAACUUAUUGUUAUCAUCUACACUAUUAUUCAGUCCUGCGUCCGCCUUAGACUAUCACCCACCCUCCCAACAAGUUCCCAUCAUCCCGCCGCUAGUACCUUUGGAUGGCGCCGAAGCUACACCAGACACACAUGAAUUUUCUUUACGCCACAUCUUCCACCGAGGUACUUACGAACAACCUGAUCUUCAUGCGAGACUCGACAUCAAGCCAGACACCCGCCUUCGAACGGUGUCCGAAGAUGGGUAUGAAGAGGAAUAUGUUCCAUCAGAGUCAUCCCUGCUUGCUUCAUCCAACCCUCUCACAAUCCAACGGUUGGCCGAUCGACGACUCUCAGUGAUCCAAGGUCACUUGGCAACUGCGCGGUCUGAGGGCUUUGCGGCCUCAUCCCCGCUAGAAUGGGUGAUGGAUACCUUGCAGGGACCCAAUAUCACAGAUAAGCAAACCGUCUUGACAUUUGCCCAAAUGACUGCAAAUGAUUACAUCCAGGAACCCGGAACAGGAGAGUGGCACACCAUUCAUGGUCAAUUCAACUAUUCAGGGAGCUUUGGUUGGCAAAAGGACGGACUUAGAGGGCACAUCUACUCGGAUAAGGCAAAUAGCACUGUUGUUAUAUCCCUGAAGGGCACUUCGCCUGCUCUAUUCGAUGGCGCCGGUACCACGACCAACGAUAAGAUCAACGACAAUUUGUUCUUCAGCUGUUGCUGUGGACAGGGAGGCUCCUACCUAUGGAGACAAUCCUGCGACUGUCAGACUGCCACAUACACAGCAAACUUGACUUGUAUCGUCGAAUCUAUGACCGAUGAAAACCGAUAUUACCAAGCAGCGAUUGACCUUUACUCUAACGUCACUGACAUCUACCCAGCGGCGAAUGUUUGGAUGACCGGGCAUUCGUUAGGUGGUGCAAUGACCAGCUUGGUUGGAUUGACGUUUGGAUUACCCGUGGUCACUUUCGAAGCUGUCCCAGAAGCAUUACCUGCAGCUCGACUUGGCCUCCCAAGUCCACCAGGCUAUGAUCCACGACUUCCACAGUCCCGACAGUUCACUGGAGCUUAUCACUUUGGACAUACGGCGGAUCCGAUCUACAUGGGAACAUGCAACGGGAUCAACUCUAUAUGUACAUGGGGCGGGUAUGCAAUGGAGUCAGCAUGUCACACCGGCCAAGUGUGUGCGUACGAUACCGUGGCGGACAAGGGUUGGCGUGUCGGUCUUGGUACACAUAAGAUCCAAAACGUGAUCUCUGAUGUGAUCUUGAAAUACGAUGAUGUCCCCUCUUGUGUUGCAGAAGAGGAAUGCUUCGACUGUGAACUCUGGAAGUUCUUCCGAAGCAACGGCUCUGAGAUAACAACCACCACUACCACAAGCACUACUACGUCUUUCACUAGAACUUCUACAUGCAAGACUCCCGGAUGGUGGGGCUGUUUGGAUGAAAGCACAACCGCUACCACCACUACCACCGCCUCACCUACAAGUACUGCUACCACCACGACAUGCAAAACGCCUGGUUGGUUUGGAUGUAAUGAUCCUACCACUACAACAGCCACUCCAGCUCCCACUGUAACGACCACUUUACCCACCGUGACUCCGACUACCAGCUGUCACGACCCAGGUUGGUUUGGCUGUCGCGAUGAACCGAGUAUAACGGGUCCAGCUACUAGACCUAACCCUGCACCUACUUCUGCGAGCUGCCACAGCCCGGGAAAACUCUGGGGAUGCUGGGAUGGAUCAACUACUACGCCUGCAAUUACAUCGGCGCCCACUCCUACUGCCUAA